AUGACGGCGUCGAGCACCAUGGCCUCAGCUGCUACUAUCGACCAGAAGAUGGCCUUGCUGAGCACGGACGAGGCGCAGAUCCCCGUCUGGCGGCACUUCUUCGCGUUCACCGACGUGCCCCGCCCGAGCGGCCACGAGGAGCGCGUCGUCCAGAUGCUGAAGGACUUUGCUGACCAGCGCGGGCUGGUGUGGAAGCAGGACGCGAUCGGAAACAUCGUGAUCAAGCGGCCAGGGAGCGGGGGCGGCGAGUCCGCGCCGUCCGUGGUCAUUCAGAACCACGUCGACAUGGUGACGGAGGCGAACUCGGACUCGACGCACGACUUUAUGAAGGACCCUAUCAAGCUGCUGCGAGAUGGCGACUGGAUCCAUGCCGAUGGCACCACGCUGGGCGCCGACAACGGAGUGGGCGCGGCAACGGCGCUCGCGCUGCUCGACAUGCCGAAGGACGCGAAGCUGCCUCCGAUCGAGGGCCUGUUCACCAUCGACGAGGAGCGCGGGCUGACCGGGGCGUUUGAGCUCGACCCGUCGCUGAUCGAGGGGCGGAUGCUGCUGAACCUGGACACGGAGGACUGGGGCGUGAUCUUCAUCGGCUGCGCGGGCGGCGGCGACUCGAAGAUCACGUUGCCUGUGACGCGCACGGCGCUGCCGUCUGGCGCCAAGUGCUGCGAGGUCGCGGUGACGGGCCUGCUCGGCGGGCACUCGGGCCUGAACAUCCACGAGGGCCGGGGCAACGCGGUGCAGAUGCUCGCGGAGGUCCUCGCCGCGAUCUCCAGGACGGACGGAAACAUGCGCGUCGCGUCGGUCGACGGCGGCGACAAGCGCAACGCCAUCGCCCGCGAGGCCCGCGCCGUGAUCGCGGUGGAAGACCCCGCAGCGGCCGCCAAGGUCGCGGAGAAGUGCAUGAAGGACUUCCGGCUCGAGUACGGCACGCUGGAGGCGGGUCUGUCCAUCGCGGCGACCGAGGUGCCGGCGCCAGACGUCCCCGCGCUGGACGUGGCGUCGACGGGCAAGAUGCUCGCGCUGCUCCGCACGCUCCCGCACGGCGUCGCGAAGAUGUCGCACUCCCUCCCGAACCUGGUGGAGACGUCAAACAACGUGGCCGCGGUCAAGGAGGACGCGCCGGGGGGAUCGUCCCUGAUCGUCACGUGCGCGACGCGGUCCUCCGUUGGGCCGGCGCUCGAGACGCUCCGCGGGAAGAUCAAGGCGAUCGCGGAGCUCUGCGGCGCCGAGUGCGUGCAGGAGGACGCCUACCCCGGGUGGCAGCCCAACCCCAACUCCACGCUGCUGAGCCUCGCCAAGUCGCAGUACCAGGAGCUCCUGGGGCGCGAGCCGGGCGUCGAGGCCAUCCACGCGGGGCUGGAGUGCGGCAUCAUCGGCGAGAAGAUCCCCGGCAUCGAAAUGAUCUCGAUGGGGCCCAGCAUCACGGGCGCGCACUCGCCGGACGAGCGCGUGUGCGUGCCGACGGUCAAGCCGUUCUGGGACGUGACGCUCAAGCUGCUUGAGAAGCUGGCGGACGUCAAGGCGUAA
Molecule: messenger RNA, 1527 nt
Organism: Pedinophyceae sp. YPF-701
Lineage: Eukaryota; Viridiplantae; Chlorophyta; Pedinophyceae
Source: the annotation of a GenBank genome assembly